Messenger RNA from Hordeum vulgare subsp. vulgare (domesticated barley), 1040 nucleotides. RefSeq lists its product as uncharacterized. The transcript has a single exon. The record is from RefSeq and is a predicted model, not a curated record. The coding region runs from base 257 to 634 and encodes 125 amino acids. NCBI's taxonomy places the organism in Eukaryota, Viridiplantae, Streptophyta, Magnoliopsida, Poales, Poaceae.
CUGCCACCACAUGUCCAGGGAGGAGCGGCGCGCUGCGAGCCGAGGCGGAGGAGCGGAGUUGAGGCAGACGUCGCCGGACUGCGAUGACACCGGCCGCCGACGCCGUCAUCAUCGCCGUAGCAGAAGCUAGCCGGAGCGAGCAGUCCAGGAGCGGCAGCCGGAGAGCGGCGGCGGAGGCGCCGUCCGUCCCGUCGUCCUACGUCGUGUGGGAGAAGGAGCGGUAACUGGUUCGUCAGAGCGGUCGGGAGGGGCGAGCAUGGAGGUGGAGGCGGCGAGGUGCGAGUGCUGCGGCUUCACGGAGGAGUGCACGCCGGAGUACAUCGCGGCGGUGCGGGCCGAGUACCUGGGCCGCUGGGUCUGCGGGCUCUGCGCGGCGGCCGUGGGCGACGAGGUCCGCCGCGCGGGCGCCGGCGGGCAGCGCGCGAUCACCACGGCCGAGGCGCUCGACCGGCACGGCGCGUUCGCGCGGGAGGCGCCGCGGGCGCCCGGGAAGAAGGCGGCCGAGGAGCUCGUGGCCGCCGUGUCGCGCCUGCUCAGGCGAUGCCUCGACUCGCCGCCGGCGUCGCCCGCCGCGCCGCAGGCGCGCAAGGUCGCCGCAGGGACGCGGUGCACGGUCGACGCCGAGGACGCCUGAUUGAUCAAGCUAAGCCUUGUGGCGGUUGCUGCUGUUGCCAAUGAUUGGGCAACGCCGUCAAGAAUAAUGCUUCGGGGGCAUGGCAUGUUGCCUGCCGUCGCGAAGAAUGAAUAAUUUGCGUCCUGGCUGAUGAUUGCUCGAGACAGGAGCGGUCGAGCUCCGUAUGAUCGAGCAUGAAGUUAUUACGUAAUGCGCUGGUGUACGUACCAUUUUUUGUUAUUGAAGAAACUAUAGUACUUAUUCGAUUGUGUUGAGUAUUAUAUUAGCUGAGGCUUCGGCUACGCAUUGUAGCCGCUCUGUACAAAAGCAUUGUACCGGAGUUAUGCAGGCUUCUUGUAAGGUUUUCAGGCUUGUAAAAGUAGUAUUGGCUUAAUUAUUUGUAAUAAUCUACGGUGGUGUACAUUUA